Molecule: messenger RNA, 1734 nt
Organism: Cyclocybe aegerita
Lineage: Eukaryota; Fungi; Basidiomycota; Agaricomycetes; Agaricales; Hemipholiotaceae
Source: the annotation of a GenBank genome assembly
AUGGGCAACUCACAUUCCCAUUCCUGCAUUGCCGCCCCCGGUGCCACCAAACCCCGUCCCUUUUCACGAAAGCGAUCUGCGAUUCUGACCCGCAUACAUCUCUCUUGCGCCGAUUCAAGCGAAAGCCUCGAUCCCCCACAGGAGACCUCCAAACUCGUCUCUGACGAAAAGUCUGUGUAUGUUGAUCACUACCGAACCACUCCUCCUAUCACGUCUGUCGCCUAUUGUCCCAUCGCCACUGACCUGGAGUCCGACGGAGAAGGCGCCUUUGAGGGUUUCCUUCGAGAAUAUCCAGAGUAUCGACUCACAUGGAUCCUGGACACCUUACGCCGAACCGACUUUGCACGUCUGGAACGUGCGGGCGAGACCUACGUUGACUAUAUGGGCGGAUCGUUAUACCCAGAGAGUUUGAUCAGAGUCCAUACGGACUUCCUCAAUCACAGUAUUCUGGGAAACACGCACUCUGUCAGUAACAGUUCAAAGCUGUCAUUAAAAUGUGCAGACGAGGCACGGCAAGCUGUUCUUGCACAUUUUAGGGCGUCCUCCGAAUACACCGUGGUGUUUACGGCAAAUGCAAGCGCAGCAUUAAAACUUAUCGCGGAAGCGUACCCCUUCACAGGUGGCAGCAGCUUGGUCAUCGGUGCCGACUCUCAUAAUAGCGUACACGGCAUUCGGGAGUUCGCGACUUAUAGGAGUGCCAGAACGGUUUACGUACCCUCCACAGCCCAUGGAGGAUUCGACAUCCCCACUGCAAAGGACGUUUUACAGCGGCACCGGCCCCGAUCCCGUGAUUUAGCGCCUAGUCUAUUCGUUCUGACCGCCCAAUCGAACAUAUCUAAUAGCAAGAGCCCUCUGUCUAUAACUCAUCAUGCUGCAUCUCUCGGGUAUCACACCGUAGUGGACGGCGCCGCACUAGCACCGACGUCUGUGGUCAGCCUUGCAGACUACCCCAUCGACGCCAUGGCUGUAUCAUUUUACAAGAUGUUCGGAUACCCUACGGGCGUUGGGGCUUUGAUCGUGAAAAAGGACUUCUUGUCCCAGCUGAAACGGCCGUGGUUCGCAGGAGGAACCGUUGACGUAGUACAAGUUCCUGGAAAUAUCGUUACUCGCGCGCGCCUUCCGCAUGAGCAGUUCGAGGACGGUACAAUCAAUUAUCUGCAGCUUCCAGCCAUCACAGACGGUCUCCGCUUUCUCUCCGCCUAUCUGCCGUUCCUGCCCCUUCGGCUUUCAUCUCUGCUUCUGUACCUCACGUCAGCGCUGUCAAAACUUCGUCACGACACCACAGGCCGGCCAGUAGUCCAAAUUCUUUCAAAAGUGCCGACAAGAAGACUCCGCUCUGUAGGAGAGCCAGCCGAGACGGGGUCCAUCAUGUCAUUACUAUUCCUCAGUCCGACAGGAGAGAUGAUUCCCAAUUCGUUUAUUGAACAUGCGGCGUCGAGCAAGAAUAUCUCUCUUCGUACGGGCUGUAUGUGCAACCCCGGCGGUGCAGCCGCCAUUUUGGGGAUUGAAGAUGAGAUGGGCCGGCUCUAUCCUGGCGUCACUCUGGCCGACUUCCAGGACCAUAUGGGUAGGGAAUUGGGCGUCGUCAGGAUCAGUCUAGGGCUUGCAAGCAACUUCCGAGAUGUCUGGCGUGUUGUGCAAUUCGCAUCGUCCAUUGGUCAAGAAUACCCGAGACAAAUAAUGUGGAAUCAGUGGAUGGAAUCGCAGCGAUCCACAAUUGGCCAGGCUCUAUGA